AUGGCAAUUUCGGAAUGGAUUCAGGCCUUACAAGAUGUUGCCUGGCCAGGAUUCCUCCAACCCCAUGUUGAAGUUCUACUUCUAUGGAUAACUUGGGCUGUUGACUACAUCGAUUUGGAUUACCUCGAAUACUUACUCUGGCUCCUGCUCCCGUUCUUCAUUCUCUUCAUCUUCCCAAUUUUUCUGGUUCUCUUCAUCUAUGGAUGCGUUAUUUUUGUUCAUAUCUACGGUCAUCGACAUCAAAUUCGAGAAGCGUACCAUACCAGUUAUUGGGAAGGAGCACGAGUAGCAAUCGCUUCAUUUUGGGAUGGUGUGGGAAAUGUGUGGCACGGGUAUGAAUUACGAGGAAUCGAGAAUGUUCCAGAUGAAGGACCAGCUCUUUUCAUAUAUUACCAUGGUUGCCUUCCACUCGACGUCUACUAUCUCAUUUCAAAACUAGUAAUCCAUAAAAAUCGUUCAUUGCAUUGUGUUGGAGACAAAUUUAUUUUCAAAAUCCCUGGAUGGCGUCCACUCUGUAAAUUAUUCUCAAUAACGUCUGGAACUGUCGAAGAAUGCACAGAAGAACUAAAAGAAGGCAAUUUGUUAUGUAUUGCACCUGGAGGUGUACGAGAAGCAUUAUUCUCUGAUCCAAAUGUAUAUGAUAUUUUAUGGGGAAAACGCCUCGGAUUUGCCAAAGUAAUUAUCGGAAGUAGAACACCUGUGAUUCCAAUGUUCACUGAAAACUGCCGAGAAUCUUUCCGAACUCCUGAAUGGGGAAGAAGCUUUUUCCGAUGGAUUUACGAAAAAACGAAGAUUCCACUUUGUCCAAUAUACGGAGGAUUCCCUGUAAAAAUGGUGACACAUCUUGGUAAACCGAUCUACUUCGACUUUGAUACUGUAACUCCCGAGGAGGUUCGUAAAACUGUAAAACGAGAAAUUCGUGCAAUGAUCAAAGAGCAUCAACGUCUUCCGGGUAGCGUAUGGCAAGGAAUCGCUCAACGAUGGUCGGCACCAUCAAAGAAAAAGAAGACAGACGAGCCGGAGCAGGCAGAACUUUUACAAAGAAAUGGUGCUGGUGCAACAAGUCCCAUGUCAGACACGGAAGAAAUCGUUGUUCUUCGGCGAGAUCGUUCUGGAACAGAAGACGACGCUGAAGUGGACGAAUUGGGAGGAAUUUAA
Caenorhabditis remanei is the source of this 1158-nucleotide messenger RNA. RefSeq lists its product as uncharacterized. Lineage: Eukaryota; Metazoa; Nematoda; Chromadorea; Rhabditida; Rhabditidae. Gene Ontology annotation, cellular component: membrane. The coding region runs from base 1 to 1158 and encodes 385 amino acids. Gene Ontology annotation, molecular function: acyltransferase activity. The transcript has 6 exons. The record is from RefSeq and is a predicted model, not a curated record.